AGGCCAUGACAGUUGACAAACAAAAUGCCAAUAAUUUUACAAUAACAGAUUCUGGUAGCAAAAUGUGAACUAUUUUUGAUAAAAGAAGGCUUUUUAAUCCCAUAAAAUCAAUAAAACUGUUCCGAUACUAUUUUAAAAGCAACUUACCCAAACAAAAGAAUUACAUAUCUCACAAAAAAACUAACAAAAACCGUUAAAAACACUGAAUUAUUAAACACUGGAUGACACUUCCAAGGUAACUUCGCGUAUAAUAACAAGAAAUAACUGCCGUUUUAAAAACCAAGCCACGCGUUGGGUUGAUUGAAAGGCGCAUGCACCAAAAAGAAAAUUUUCCAGGAUCGAUAUAUAUUGUGAAAAUUAAUAAAAUGAUUGUAAUUUAUUUUAAGUAAGCAAAAUUUUCAUUGUUGUGUACAUUCUUAGAGAACAAAACCAUUUACUAGACAUAAAAUAUUUUAAAAUUAAAGAUAUUAGAUCGAAUUGUAUUAGGGGAAGAUACUCGAUAUCCAUUGGUCUAUUCAAAAAAUUCCGUUUAUGGGAAUGGGAUGAUGCUAAUUUAAAAAUCUAAAAUUAUUGAAACAUAUUUUACGCAAGCUAAAUUUGUUUGUGUAAUAAAUGUUUAAAGAUACUUUUAUUUGGAAGACGAAAACUUGAUAAACAAAUAUAAUUUUAGUAUUAAUAGUUGUAUUGCUCCGGUGGGGGUAUCUACUCAAUCCUGAUUGGUCCAUUCAAAACUUUCAGUUUAUCAAGAAUGUUUAACUUUUUAGAUUCAAAAUUGGUUCCCAAGGUUGUUUGUAGAACACCAGCAACUGAUAAUUAUGAAGUUGAUAAUCUCAUAAGCAAUAAAUACAUCGAUAAAAUACGCGGUUUUAUAUCCUAUUCAGCUAUUAAACCACCUGUGGAGGUAGAAUUUGAAUUUAUUUGCCCUGUCAAUAUACAUUAUAUUAUUAUAAAUACAACUGUUGGAAAUCAAAAAUGUUCUGGAAUAGAAUUGCUUGCAAAGAAGCAAAACUCAGAUUAUAUUUCAAUAGGAAAAUGCAUUUAUGAAAAUUCCGGUAUAGUAUUUUGUAAUAGUAGAAAAUAUUCUAACACACAAUUACCUCCAAACUGUGAUACCAGCUUUCACUUGGCAUUUUUUAAGUCUCAUACUUUCCAACAUUUUUUAAACGCUCAAAGUAUUAAAAUAAUAAUAUUUCGUACUGAAAAGUCGGUACCUUGUAUUGGAUCUGUAGAAGUGUGGGGUAUUCCUUCAAAAAGUUGUUCAAAGCUUACUGUAAACACUAUCGGUAAACUUGCAACUGGUAGUAAGAAAGAAAUAAGCGGUUCCACUUCGGAAUCUAAUUCUGAGGAAUUUAAAAUUCCUGAAGAUUUUAAAGAUGAUUUGACAUAUGAAUUAAUGACAAUUCCUAUGACAUUACCUAGUGGCAAAACUAUCGAUCAAUCUACAUUAGAAAAACAAAUAGAAAGUGAGAAAUCUUUUGGCAGAAAACCUUGUGAUCCUUUUACCGGUAUUAAAUUUAAUGAAACUCUUAAGCCAGUGAUAAAUGUUGGUUUAAAAAGUAGGAUAGAUAUGUUUGUGUUACAAAAUUCACAUAGAUCUGAAUUGUUCAAUCAUAAAAGAAUUCUAGGAGGUACAAGUAACAAUGAUUUUAUUAAUACGAAAAAAAGGACCUACUGUAGCGACGACAGCGACUUGGAAAAAGCAUUAUCUGAGGCAAAAAGGAAUGCAAAUUUCAAAACUUUUACAUAUGAUGAAAAAGAAACUAAUACAUGUAUAAUGUGUAAAAGUUUAUUUAGUUUUUUGUACAAAAUUCCAUGUGAUCAUUUUUAUUGUAGGCAAUGUUUACUUACUGUUUCUCGAAAUUUAGAAUGUGUAAUUUGUAAAAAGGCUUUUUCUACAAAAGAUGUAAAAAAAUGUUACUUUUAAAUAAAUUUUUCCACAAUA
This is a messenger RNA of Diabrotica balteata, 1942 nucleotides long. NCBI's taxonomy places the organism in Eukaryota, Metazoa, Arthropoda, Insecta, Coleoptera, Chrysomelidae. The record is from the annotation of a GenBank genome assembly.